ACAUAACUUAGAGAACAAAAAAAAAAUAGAGAAUGACACGAGGAGGAUAUCUCUCUGUUGAGUUUGAUAUCAAGUCUCCGGCGUAUAGAUUCUGUGUAGGUUACAUGCUGAUAGCGAAACCCAUUAUAGACAAAGUUUCGACUGAGGAGGUAGAGGUUGAUCUACCUUCGGAGAAGAAAAAGGUUCGGCUAAGAAUGGAGGGCUUUCAGAUCCCGGAGUGGUUCAAGACGCUCGCUAUACCUUUCAUCCGCAGUACUAUUGAUCGUGAAGAGGCAAAGUCGCGAAACCCAGAUUACUACAAGAAGCUCGAUUGCUCGAAGGAACCAUGAGCGUCAUUCACACGGAAGGCAGUGACGGUACAUGCAGUAGCCGAGCAAUCUGGACCAUACAGUAUGAGAAGGUUAGCGAUGACAUCAAGGACUCCAAGAUCAAGGUGAAGGUUCAUCAUCGACACUACUACAAGAUACUUUCAGGUGAUGGAUGAGAUAAUCUUCUCAUAUCCUUAGAAUGAUCUAAAAUAGUCACACAGUUAAUAAUAAUUUAUGAUACUAGUUAUCGUUUAAUUAUGGUUGGCAUAUGGGAAGUAUUUGCUCUUGAAGCUUUCAAGAUGCAUAAUUAUCAUAUCGAUCUUCAUAUUAUUGUUGUAUCGACGAUAAAUUUCUGAUAAAAGGGAUAAUUUAUUAAUCCAUGUUUUAUUAUUGGGUAA
Messenger RNA from Camelina sativa (false flax), 706 nucleotides. NCBI's taxonomy places the organism in Eukaryota, Viridiplantae, Streptophyta, Magnoliopsida, Brassicales, Brassicaceae. The record is from RefSeq and is a predicted model, not a curated record.